CAUCCCGUACAACUCCAAAAAACAAGAAGCUGCCGGUUUCUAGAAGCAAGAAAAGGUAAGAAUAGAUGGAGGAAGAAGAGCAUGAGGUCUAUGGUGGAGAGAUUCCCGAUGUGGAAGGCGAUAUGGAUCCUCAUAACGCCGACGUUGACAUGUCCGCCGCCGAAGAUGAUGCCGUCAAGGAGUUGGAUGAGAUGAAGAAGAGAUUGAAGGAGAUGGAAGAGGAGGCGGCUGCUCUUCGUGAGAUGCAAGCAAAAGUUGAGAAGGAAAUGGGCGCUGUUCCAGAUCCAGCUAGUGCAGCAGCUAAUCAAGCAAACAAAGAGGAAGCAGAUUCUCGUUCUGUGUUUGUUGGCAAUGUUGAUUAUGCAUGCACGCCUGAAGAAGUGCAGCAGCAUUUUCAGUCCUGUGGUACGGUAAAUAGGGUUACUAUUUUGACAGAUAAGUUUGGCCAGCCAAAGGGCUUCGCUUAUGUGGAGUUCGUUGAAGUAGAAGCUGUUCAAGAGGCUCUGGCUCUCAACGAAUCUGAACUACAUGGCCGUCAAUUGAAGGUUUCUCCCAAAAGGACCAAUGUUCCUGGAAUGAAGCAAUAUCGUGCUAGAUCUUUCAAUCCUUACAUGGGUAACCGGUUCAGGAGGCCAUAUGUGCCCCCGUAUUUCUACUCUCCUUAUGGAUACGGGAAGGUGCCUAGAUUCAGAAGGUCAAUGCGAUACAUGCCUUAUUACUAAGAUGUUUCCGUCAGACUAAGGAGUUUAUAUCUGGUGGAUAGUUAUCUAAGAAUUUCAGAUUUCAUCUUCAUUUGACAGGACAAGUAGAUGCUUUAUUGGUGUCAUGUUUGUGACUACUUUGUAUCUGCAUGACACAAAAGAUUCCUGUAAUUUUAAUCCACCAUGGUUAUGCACAAGCCUGCAAGUCUCUGCAGUUCAAGCUUUAGCCAAUUGGUGCACUGUGCUUGCUUUUAACUGGUAGUCUAGUUUAUGCAGUUGGUUCCCAGUUUCUCAGGAUUCAUACUGCUAUUUUAUGGGCGUUUUGAGGGCCAACAUCCUUCAGUUUUCUUCCAUGAAACCUAUCUUAAUCAACACAUGUGAAAGUUGAGAU
Molecule: messenger RNA, 1092 nt
Organism: Populus euphratica (Euphrates poplar)
Lineage: Eukaryota; Viridiplantae; Streptophyta; Magnoliopsida; Malpighiales; Salicaceae
Product: polyadenylate-binding protein 2-like
Exons: 6
Coding region: 66-722 (218 amino acids)
Molecular function (GO): poly(A) binding
Source: RefSeq, a predicted model, not a curated record